AUGGUGUCAGGCGUCGGCUGCUCUUACCCUGUUACUGGAAGGAAGCGCGUAAAGUUGUUGGCAACCGAGUUGUCGUAUAGUGAACCCCUUGUCUGUUGCGUGCCAAUAUGUGAUGAUUCACUGGGGGACUUGCCUGACCGGUGCUCUGAGCGGCAUCACAUGGCUUCCGGUAGUGGUGAUCAAACGCAGAACACUGGUGUGUUUCCUGCAAUGCAGGAAUAUGCCUGUUCCACUGGUAACAAUGGUGUGGUUUAUCCACAAUAUGGGAUUGGCUAUUCGUCUGGUCAAAAUGGGGCACAGGGUGCAUACUUGCAACAUCAACAUUUUGAAGGUUGCAUGUAUAUGAGCAGGAACGGGCAGAUGUGCGGACCUUACCCACCUGAACAACUGUAUGAGGGGCUGUCCACUGGUUUCUUGCCUCGAAGCCUUGCUAUCUAUGCUGUUUUUGGUGGGAAAACAGCCGAUCCUGUGCAGUUGAUCUUUCUGAAACAAUUCCUUUCACAAUGGAAUGUCGGUGCCAUGGCUUCCACCCCAAAUGCAUCGACGGAGACAGAGAAAGUGGCUUCCCAUGCUAAAAUGGUUUUUCCAGAUAUUUACCAUGUUGAUGGCAAAUUUGGCCCAUUCACACUUGUAUCACUAAUGGGUAUGUGGAGUGGGGAACACAAAGAGCCUUCGGAAGCUACAGCUAACGAUUCUGCAUCAUUGAAUGGCUUAGUGGGUGACAUAGUUGAUGAUGUUAGCCAUCAGCUGCAUUCAGGGAUUAUGAAAUCAGCUCGCAGGGUUCUAAUUGAUGAAAUAUUCAGCUCUAUACUUCCAGAUUUAAUUGUUUCCAAGAAGACUGAGAAGCAACUGGCUGCAAAACUGAAGAACCAAGUUACUAAGCCUGACAGUGUGAGCAACAAGAAGGAUUCCACAAUUAAGGUCAAAGUUAACACAUCAUCUACUGUUCCAAAAAAAGGCAACUCAUAUAAUACUGCCCCAGUGGAUUGUUCAGUGGCAAUUCAAUUUACAGCAGUGCAUGGUAAAUUUGCUGAUAUACUACCAGCAGUUUGGCAAACAGUUUAUUAUGAAUCCAUGAAGAAUGUAUGGGACGAAAUACUGUCUGAACGUGUUAUGGACUACUGUGAUGUAUGGUUACAGAGAAAUUGUAUAUUGAAUCUGCCCUCUACAAGUAUUUCUGUCAUCCCUGAUGAUAACGUGAAAGCCCAAGACAGUCAUGAAUUGUCACCAAAGGAUUUAGAUGCUACUGAAUGUGACAUGGACUUUCCACCUGGAUUUGGACCAUGUAGGAAAUCUCCUGAGAGCUCCCUCUCUCCAUCCUUAUUAGAAGUCAAUGGAAGUGCUAUGGAUGGGAAGUCUGAAUCAAGCACCACUUUAUUUUCUGGCCCCUUAGCAGUAGUCCAGAGGAUGCUGGCAAAUGAACUAUAUAUCUCAUCGAAGCAAUCUUUAUUUCACUAUUUUGAGGAGGUUAUUGCAGAGGAGAUAACAAAUUGUUUAUGCUUUGGACUCGAAAGCAGUAUUGAUCAGGAACAAAUUGGUACCCCUAUUCACGCACCAGAAUCACCCAUGUCAGCCGAGACGUCUAUGCACGAAACACUCAAUCCUAUUGAGAUGACUGGAGGUGAUGAACUGAAUAUUGUUGAAAUGGCUAUGACCACAAGAACCAGUCCAAUUGAAAUGGCUGUAGAUGAAGAACUGAAUACCGUUGAAGCUACAAGAACCAGUCCAACUGAACCGACUUCAGUUGAAACAUCAACUGCUGCUGAAAUGGCAACAGAUAAAAUGCCCACUUCUCAUGUGUGUGCAGUGGAAGAUCACCUAUCCAUGUCGUAUGCGAGGAUAUUUGAAAAGAUGGAUAUAUGUAAAACAGCGGAAUUGGAUGAGAAAUUUGAUGAAGUGCCUCCUGGAAUGAAGACUGGCUUAGUCCCUUUACCACUUAUGGACAAAAACAUAUGUAGACCUUCAAAAUCAAUGAACUCUAUUCCUUUGAUUUCUAGAUAUAUAACUUUGGCUCUCUGCCGGCAAAAACUACAUGAGAAUGUUGUGAGAGAGUGGACAUCUCUCUUCUCUGAUACAAUUAGCAAGUGCUUGGGCUCAUGGUACACCAGGAGAAAUGCUGUAACUAAAAGCGCAGAUGGAUCAUCAAAACUCAAAGAAAAAACAUACUACAGGAAGAGGAAAUUUGAGAAAACAUGUCAAUCAAAAUCAUCAAAAAAACCAGUGGAAAUCUCAAUGGAUGAGCAGCUUUCAAAACCUCUUUGUCAGCUUGUUGACCGCAAGAUUUAUGUGAAAAAUAUCCAGGAAUCAAACAAAGCUUUGACAUCAAAGAAAGUUUCAUUUGUGGACAAGCCCUCCAAAAAAGGAGCCAAAGCUGUGGCUAAUGAUGCUCAUGAUUUGAAUAUCCAGCAAGAUCUGACACUCCUUUCCAGUGAGGUGCCAAAAGGAGCCAGGUCAUCUCAUCCAACUAAGAAGCACAUGGUUGCUAACAGGACACCUACGGGGAAUGAUAAUGUGGCGGAUAAUAGUAUGCUCACGAAACAUGUCAAGAAAAAAAAGGGCAGGGACAUUCCCAGUGAGACCAGUCAGAAGGUAAAACUGAUGAUCUCAUGCCCAGAAUCAGAUGGCUGUGCUAGAGUUUCCAUUAAUGGAUGGGAGUGGCGCAAUUGGGCGCGAAAUGCUACUCCAUCAGAAAGGGCUCGUGUGAGAGGGUACCGUGUUCGGACUAUUCUUUCUGCCUCAUCAAAUAAUAAUGUGUGGAAAAAUUCUCAAGCAAAGGUUUCAUCUGCAAGAACAAAUCGGGUUAAAUUGCGAAAUCUGUUAGCAGCCGCUGAAGGUGCUGAGCUGCUGAAAAUUCCCCAAAUGAAGGCAAGGAAAAAGCGCUUGCGUUUUCAGAGGAGCAAGAUCCAUGAAUGGGGUCUGGUCGCGCUUGAGUUGAUCGAAGCAGAAGACUUCGUUAUAGAAUAUGUUGGUCAACUGAUUCACCGGCGGGUCUCUGACAUACGUGAGUCUCAAUAUGAGAAGAGUGGGAUUGGAAGCAGUUACCUCUUUCGCUUGGAUGAUGAUUUUGUGGUCGAUGCCACUAAGCGUGGUGGGUUAGCAAGGUUCAUAAAUCAUUCUUGUGACCCAAAUUGCUACACAAAGGUGAUCACUGUUGAUGGCCAGAAGAAGAUUUUCAUUUAUGCAAAGAGGCGUAUAUAUGCCGGUGAGGAAAUUACAUAUAAUUACAAGUUUCCAUUGGAGGAAAAAAAGAUACCUUGCCAUUGUGGUUCUCGGAGAUAUUCCAUCACCUCUAUCUAUGCUUAUCCCAUUUUGCACAGCAGUAUGCAGACACACAAAGUGCCGCGGAUCAAUGAACUAAGAAGGGCAUCUUUUGAGGAUUUAUAUCGAUAUCAAAGUAUGGAGUGCACGAACAUGCUGGACAGCAAGAACAAACUGCGCAUUAUACUUGUUCAGACUAAUUUCAAGUUACCCCAAGGAUGGUGCAAGAGGAGGCCCAUACAGUAUCAUGCUCUGCUCAGCCUUGUGGAGGUGGCGGGCAUGGGAAAUCAGUUGAGGAUGGGCUGA
Molecule: messenger RNA, 3564 nt
Organism: Miscanthus lutarioriparius
Lineage: Eukaryota; Viridiplantae; Streptophyta; Magnoliopsida; Poales; Poaceae
Source: the annotation of a GenBank genome assembly